GCUGUGUUUUCUCUCUCAUUCCCACAGCUUCAACAGAAAGCCCGCUGUCUGAUUCCGUUACCUUCUUCUUCAUCAUAUGUGGAGAGAGAAAGCUAGAACCGACCAUCUCAGACCAUAAGAACCAAAAGACCACUUCACAAAGAUCCAUACAUAUAUAUAUGUUGUUGUUAUGUCGGUAAUAUUAAGUGAGCCAAUUCAGUGCUGUCAGUAUUCUGACGAAGCCAUGGAUCACGACCACGACGAUAAGAACGCCCGGGUCGGCGGCGGCGAAGGCCUGUGGGAGAUAGAGGAAGAGAGGUCGUCGGAGGUGCAGGAGAGCCACGGUGGGUCAUGGGCGGCGGCAGCGGUGGGGGUCGAAGAAGAAGACACUGUGUACGUGGGAGUGGGGAAGAGCGAGACGAGCAUGGAGGCUCUUUCGUGGACCCUCAAGCACCUGAUAACUUCUCCUUCCACCAUGGUCUAUCUCAUCCACGUCUUCCCUGAGAUCAAACACAUUCCUAAUCCAUUGGGAAUAGGUAUGGUUCCAAAAAACCAAGUGAGUGCAGAGCAGAUUGAGAGCUAUGAGGCUCAAGAACGUGCCAAGAGACGACAGCUUCUUUCCAAGUUCCUCCAAUUAUGCUCUUCUUCCCAGGUCAAGGCAGAGACCAUUUUAAUUGAGAGUGACACGGUGGCCAAGGCAAUCCUGGAACUCGUCCCCAUUCUUCACGUAGGAAAGCUCGUUAUUGGAACCAACAAAUCCAAUCUAAGAAAAUCAAAAUCGAAGAGAGGGAAUAAUGGGAUAGCAGAUCAGAUUCUGCAGAAUGCACCAGAAAGUUGCAGGGUCAGAAUUAUAAGUGAAGGCAAAGAAGUCAACCAACAAAUGUUGACCAUGAUGUCUCCUUCUCCUCUUGCUCCUUCCCCUCGUGCAGCCAUGGCUGACAGCAAUAAUAAUAAUGAUAAUCACAUUCGGACGUCCAUGCCAAUGAAAGAAGAGGAUCAUCACAAUGGUCCAGUUUCUUGCGUCAAAACACAAGGAUUUAUAUCAGUAUUGAUCAACGUUCCUGUCGGAUACUUGUAA
This is a messenger RNA of Neltuma alba, 1057 nucleotides long. Its product is annotated as U-box domain-containing protein 35. The record is from RefSeq and is a predicted model, not a curated record. NCBI's taxonomy places the organism in Eukaryota, Viridiplantae, Streptophyta, Magnoliopsida, Fabales, Fabaceae. The coding region runs from base 170 to 1057 and encodes 295 amino acids. The transcript has 5 exons.